GUCAAAGCUGGAUACAUCAGCUAUAGAAGCUAGAAAUGGCAAGGAUAUACAGGGAAUACCUUGGGAAAGGCUUAAUUUUACCAGAGACAAGUACCGCGAGACGAGGUUGAUGCAGUAUAAGAACUACGAGAGCCUGUCUCGCUCUCGUGAAGAUCUUGAAAAGAAGUGCAAGGAAGUAGGAAAAGGACACAGCUUCUACGACUUCCAGUUCAAUACAAGGCUCGUCAAAUCAACUAUUGUGCACUUUCAGGUAACAUAAAUUCUUUAGCCUUUUCUUGUUUGGGUUUAUGUUAACCUUUGAUCAAGAAAAUCGUGGACUGGUCUGCCUCCCUGUAGUUCUUUGUGAUUGAUUUAGUCUCUGUUGUCUCAUUUUGCAUAAUUCAAUUAAACCUGGCAAACGACUCCCAUGGCUGCCUUUCUCAUUCUUGCCUUUCAUGUUAUUUUUUCCUCAUUCAUUUUUACCUGGGAUUUUUAGUUGUUUGUUAUUUUACAUCAUUAUGAGUUAGUUAAACAAAAGUAUAUUUUUUUUGAAACUGGUAUUGUAUAAUAGGAUUUGGUUAUUUACAGUCUAAUCAUUGUGUGAGCUUUUGGUCGAUGAUCCCCGUCGCCUUUUUCUCGUUUCCAUGCAAUAACUAUACCUCUGCAGGUGCUCUGCUCCUAAUGUUCUGGAUAUUUUGAUUUAAACUGUUAGGCUGUUGGUUCACCCUUUCAUUAAUUCCAGAGGUAUGGAGUCUGUAUCCUCAUCGAACAAUUCAGUGAGUUUGAUGCUUGAUAUGGAAUUACUUAAACAUUGACUAUAUGUGUCUCUAACGCAUUUGUGGACAGCUUUCUGGGAUAAUAUGUCACCAGAGCCAGUAUGUUUGAGAUGAUGCCUCUUAUGGCCUCCAAGCUGGUGAAUUUGCAUCUGCUAUAAAUUUAGCGUUACCUUACCAUUUCUUGAUGCAGCUAAUUUCUUUUUCUUCUUCUGUUCAGAAAACCAAAAGAUUAUGCCGAAUUUGACUUUUGCCAGUUUCUUUUGUUGCUUCUAGUAAUGGUAUUCUGGCUACAUGUCGAAGCAAACAAGAUUUACAUACAAAAACCAUUCUUUCUUAUAUUCUGCAUUUAGUUUUUAACUCAUUUUCUCAGUAAGCAGUUUAGUCUGUGCCUCGAUUGAUGUAUUGAUCCGAGAGCAGUGUUCGCAAUAUCCUUUUUGUGCAGAUUACAAACAUUUAGAGAAGUGUCUCAUGAAACUUUGUAAUUGUAGAAGAUCCUUGUUUUGGAACUUCACUCUUGAAUAUUUCAUCAUGAAUCAGCUGAAUGUAUUUUGAGGACUGGGUUUUGAUAUGGAAGCUUAGGGCCUUAGAAGCAGAUUGCAGUUAUUAUGUGAGCAGCUGGCGCAAGCAUUUUCCAUAUGUUGAGGAAUCUCUUGUGGUCGACAUCAAAACAUGAUGUGUAUCUCAUGCAAAACUACUCUGUGAUGCACUGGUCCUCACUUCUCGGAAAGGGGGAAGAAGUGCUUAAUGUUGCUAGGCCAUUGGCGCCCACUAUGAAAUACCCUGGAUCAGCGUCUCAAGCACUUUCCCGAGUGCAGAUCAGCACUAUGGUUGUUAGAGAUGGUUUGAUGGCUGCUGGGGGUUUCCAAGGGGAGCUUAUCUGUAAGUAUUUAAACCAACCUGGAGUUGUAUUCGCUACAAAAAUAAGUAACGGAGAGAAUGCUAUCACUAAUGCUGUGGAUAUUAGUUAUAGUCCAACUGGCUCGAUGAGGGUAAUCACUGCUAAUAAUGAUCAGCAAGUCAGGAUUUUUGAUGCAAAAAGCUUCGUUUGCACCAAUCAUUAUGCAUUUCCUUGGUCUGUUAACAACACCUCUGUUAGCCCCGAUGAUAAAUUACUUGCUAUCCUUGGUGAUAGUCCAGAAUGUCUACUUGCUGAUGCUCAAAGUGGAAAGGUUGUCAGCAACCUAAAAGGUCACCUAGACUAUUCAUUUUCAUCAGCUUGGCAUCCGGACGGAAGAAUUUUGGCAACUGGUAACCAAGACACAACUUGCAGAUUAUGGGAUAUAAGGAACACGUCGCAGUCCAUAGCAGUGCUGAAAGGAAGGAUGGGAGCCAUCCGUGCAAUCAAGUUCACAUCAGAUGGGCGCUUCAUGGCCAUGGCGGAGCCAGCUGAUUUUGUCCACAUAUUCGAUACGCAAUCUGAUUAUGGUACCUGUCAAGAGAUUGAUUUGUUUGGUGAGAUUGCUGGGAUAUCCUUCAGUCCUGAUACUGAAGCUCUCUUUAUUGGAGUGGCAGACCGAACCUAUGGUAGCUUGCUGGAGUUCAACCGUAAACAUUACCACCACUACCUUGAUUAUGUUUUGUAGUGAAAGGCACUUGCCUGUGUCGGUUUUAAUAUGGGCAUCUGCUUGUUUGGUAUAUAGUUUGUGUAUAUUAAUGCGAUCGUCAAAGAGCUGCGAUGAUGUCUGCGUAGCUGUUUCUGCCGAAGUAUAUUAUAUUAGGCUGCAACUAUAGGAGUAUGUAUAUCAGAACGAAUUAUGUGGCCAAAAAAUAUUUGUUAAUGGCCAGUUUUAUCACAA
Messenger RNA from Solanum verrucosum, 2551 nucleotides. RefSeq lists its product as uncharacterized. Bases 1391 to 2338 code for a protein of 315 amino acids. The record is from RefSeq and is a predicted model, not a curated record. Gene Ontology annotation, molecular function: protein binding. The transcript has 9 exons. Lineage: Eukaryota; Viridiplantae; Streptophyta; Magnoliopsida; Solanales; Solanaceae.